AUGGGUCCUGACGUUUGGAGAUGGUCCCUAGGCGUAUUUUACAUAAUUGCAGUCGCAACUAUAUGGAUUGCUGCCAGCUAUAUAGUUCAGUCCGUUGUAGAUUCAGGAGUAUCUCCUUUCCUUAUUACCUACAUCUGCAACUCGUUGUUCGUGGUUUAUUUGCCCAUCGUUGAGAUUGCAAGAUUCUUUGGCGAUUCCAUUGAGAAGAUCCAAUUCCUGCCUAGUGAAGAGGAUGACCACACCCAGAUACAUUCAGACCCAGAGAGGGUGAAUCUUCUGCAGGAGAGUAAUCCCUCUUCAGAAAUACGUUUCUCAGCGAACCCACAUGGCGAUCAGUCCAUAGAUGCCCAUUACAAAUCGGCAGUCAAUGCUGAUGCAGCCUCAGGUGAAGAAGUGGAUUCAAAGGGGCGGUGGACCCGCACCCGUGUGGCUAAAGUCAGCCUCUUGAUAUGCCCCUUCUGGUUCUUUGCGCAGCUCACCUUCAAUCUCUCCUUGAAGUACACCACCGUGACUGUGAGAACAACCUCCCCCCCCCACCCUUUUUAUUUUAUUAUUAUUAUUUUUUAUUUUCUUCUGCAGAUCUUUUUAACUAUUAGUUUUAUUUGUUUCAGUCAAAUACCAUCUUGAGCAGCGCAUCAAGCCUCUUCACUUUCUUGGUGUCCCUGGCAUUUCUUGGUGAGACGUUCACUUGGUUGAAGCUACUCAGCGUCCUCCUGUGCAUGGCAGGGACGGUGAUAGUGAGUUUGGGCGAUUCAGAGAUGGGGUUGAGCGCCAUUGCCACCAAACCUCUUCUCGGAGACAUUCUUGCUCUAGUUUCAGCAUUGCUCUACGCAGUCUACAUCACUCUGAUCCGCAGAAAGUUGCCCGAUGAGGGAAAAGGAGAAGGGAGGGCCAGCAUGGCCGAGUUCCUUGGCUACCUCGGUCUCUUCAACCUUUUGAUCUUCUCACCAGUUGCACUCAUCCUGAACUUCACCAAGCUGGAGCCCUUCCGCAUCCUCAGCUGGAAGCAACUCUCCCUAGUCGUGGGCAAAGGUCUGUGCUUCAUCCUACUUUCCACUUCUUGUAUAAUUAUAUGCUAAUUAUAAUGAUGUUAAUCCUGUCAUGAUCCAUCCAGACCCCUCUCUCUCUCUCCCUUCCUCUCUUCUCUCUCUCCCUUCCUCUCUUCUCUCUCUCUCCCUUCCUCUCUUCCUCUCUCUCUCCUCUCUCUCCCUUCCUCUCUUCCUCUCUCUCUCUCUCUCUGCGCUUUCUAUCUCAUUUCUUGGAAAUCUUUCUCCUCUCAGGCCUGCUGGAUAAUGUGCUCAGUGACUAUUUGUGGGCUAAGGCAGUUCUUCUGACAACGACGACCGCAGCAACAGCAGGUCUCACAAUUCAGGUCCCAAUGGCGGCCCUUGUGGACUCGCUGACGGGCCAUCCCCCACAUCUCAUGGACUACAUUGGCGGCGCCGCCAUCAUGGUCGGAUUCGCAGGGAUCAGCAUCCCCUCCGGCGGCUGCUGUGAGCCUCGAGCUGCACCCGAGCUCCUUGAAGCUGAUCCUGGUGAUGAUCCUCAUACCCUUUCAACUAUCUCUUAA
This is a messenger RNA of Spirodela intermedia, 1570 nucleotides long. The record is from the annotation of a GenBank genome assembly. Lineage: Eukaryota; Viridiplantae; Streptophyta; Magnoliopsida; Alismatales; Araceae.